Molecule: messenger RNA, 1760 nt
Organism: Umbelopsis ramanniana AG
Lineage: Eukaryota; Fungi; Mucoromycota; Umbelopsidomycetes; Umbelopsidales; Umbelopsidaceae
Exons: 5
Coding region: 235-1650 (471 amino acids)
Cellular component (GO): endoplasmic reticulum membrane
Molecular function (GO): protein-cysteine S-palmitoyltransferase activity
Source: RefSeq, a predicted model, not a curated record
UAUUGCCAUUAUGAAAUCACUUUCUUCCGUUGUUUUACUACGUAGUUUAUAAAGGGCUUACAAAUGAAUGAAAGAUAGAGCAAAGGGCAAAUUUGGGGAGGAAGCGCGCGACCUGAAUUUUUUUUAUUGGGCCCCCCCAAUUGAGUUCAAAGAUGACGGACUCCUUCGACAGCCAAUUUGGGCUUCCAGCAAACCUCCACCAACAACUCCAUUCUUCGAAAUCCUGUUUCAACCAUGAGGAUCGAUAUCUCAGGGCGGUUCUUCAUUGGAGGCGUAUUGGUUCUGAUAUCGACGAUCGCCUAUCCCUCGCAAUGGUUCGUCUUCUACGCACCUUUAGGCGGCUGGGCCUGGUCGACUGCCAAAGUGUUGGUACCUUUAAAUAUUCUCGUGGCCAUGGUGUUUUACAAUUACUACCUGUCAUGUUCAACGGAUCCAGGGAGAAUCCCAUUGGAUUGGGAACCUCCAGCUACUAUUGCCCAACCGACGGAGGAAGGCAAGCGGAUGGGUAUCACUGGCCCCCGGUUUUGUAAAACUUGCAAUGUAUUUAAGCCCCCUCGAUCACAUCAUUGCAGCGCUUGUCGUCGCUGUGUCCUAAAAAUGGACCACCAUUGUCCUUGGAUUGCCAACUGCGUAGGCUAUGACAAUUAUGGCCACUUUUUCCGCUUUCUUAUUUAUGUCGACUUGGCAACUUUGUAUGUACUGAUACUGCUCAUUUGGAGAAUACGAAAAAUUAUGGACGACAUUCGACAUUUUAGGUUCCAGGCAGAACCGUCCACCACCGAAGUUGUCUUCCUCGUCCUUACUUUUGUACUGGACCUUGUAGUGCUGUUGUGUGUAGGCGUUCUGAGUUGCUAUCAUAUAUAUUGUGUGUGCAAGAACCAAUCCACCAUUGAGAGCUGGGAGCGCGGUAAAGUCAAAGGCUUGGUUCGACGGGGCAAGAUCCCAUCGACACAAUACCCGUUCAGUAUUGGGAUUAUAAAAAAUAUCUGCUCAGUGCUUGGCCCUAACCCACUGCUAUGGCUUUGGCCACAAAAACCACCAGGUGAUGGACUCCAGUAUCCAGUUAGUAAAGGCAUAGACCCAAGAGCAGCUUACAUCUGGCCACCUCGCGACCCAGACGAUCUACGACCCUCCAUCUUUUCUCGAGGACAACAUCCGGCUGGUAGAAAUGGUAAAGCCCGAUAUCACCCCACACCGCAGCAGCGAAACCAUGUUCGUCGCGAUUCGGAAGGAUAUCUUGUGCGUGAACUGACGGCAGAAGAACGAACGUCGAUGAUGGAGUCCUAUGUGGACGACGAAAAUGCACAAGUGUAUGAGAUGGGAAUGCACGAACCUGGACCUUAUAAUUACGAGGAAGAUUAUUAUGACUCUGGCAGCGCCAUUACUGAUAGCGGCGAUGAAUUCUCUCUUACUGAAGAUGAAGAAAACAUGCGAAAUGCCGUUAAUGGAUACGAUUAUCCUCCUGAUAACUAUGCGGAUGAAGAUGCUCAGUGGGAACAAUACGUGGCCGCUGACUACGCAGGACGACCCGACCUUGCAUACAAUCAGGAAGAAGAGUAUGCAAUAGAAGAGGACGACGGUGACGACGCACCCCUUGCUACCUUGAUACCAAAGACUAACUCCACGACAAAAGGUCUCAAGAAGGAUUAGCAGAUGUUUUCAUAUAUUUUGUCAUAAUAUUGUAGUUCAAUUGCACGUAUUUUUUUUCGGUUUUCAUUAAUGGUAUUGAUUGUUGUGGCAAUUUAGCCUUUUGGUGGUCA